UUCCCAUACAAGGCGAUGUACUUGAACAUUUUCUCCUUCCAUCCUUUCACAGGGAAGUGUAGUAGCUGUGCUUUCUUCUCCUCUCAGGAAGCGAAGAUGCAGUGCUGCGAUAGCACCGUAGCUUCUCAAAACCUCACCCUCUUCUACUCUAGACUCUCGCCCUCUCGUUUACGUUUUCCAUCUUCUACCCUCGCCCUUUGUAAAAAUCCCCUCUCUGUCCUCAAAUCCUCUCCCUUCUCUCCUCUCUCCAAACCCUAUAAAUGCAGGCAUCUACCAUUUCUCACUACCUGCUCUUCUUCUUCCUCUCCCCUCUCUGCUUCCGAGACCGCUCGAAUCAAGGUCAUUGGAAUCGGCGGUGGUGGCAACAAUGCCGUCAACCGCAUGAUUGGCAGCGGCCUCCAGGCACUUGAAGAGGGAAUUGAAUUCUAUGCCAUCAACACAGAUGCUCAGGCCUUGUUGCAGUCAAGUGCAAAGAAACGGAUUCAAAUAGGAGAACAACUAACUCGUGGGUUAGGUACUGGAGGCAAUCCAGAGUUGGGCGAGCAGGCCGCUGAGGAAUCAAAAAAUGCAAUCUGUGAAGUCCUUGCUGAUUCAGAUCUUGUUUUUAUUGCUGCUGGAAUGGGGGGUGGUACUGGGUCUGGGGCAGCUCCUGUUGUUGCUCGGUUGUCCAAAGAAGCCGGCUAUCUGACUGUGGGCGUGGUCACUUAUCCAUUCAGUUUCGAAGGUCGCCGAAGGGCUGUACAGGCUUUGGAAGCAAUUGAAAAACUGCAGGGAUCUGUGGACACCCUCAUCGUCAUUCCCAAUGAUCGGUUGCUUGAUGUUGCCCCUCCUCAAACACCUCUACAAGAGGCUUUUCUUCUUGCUGACGACGUGCUGCGUCAAGGCGUUCAAGGAAUUUCUGACAUUAUCACCAUUCCAGGCUUAGUAAAUGUGGAUUUUGCUGAUGUCAAGGCUAUAAUGAGAGACUCUGGAACUGCAAUGCUAGGGGUCGGGGUUUCUACAGGCAAGAACCGUGCUGAAGAAGCAGCGCUGCAGGCGACCUCCACUCCCUUGAUUGAAAGGUCAAUAGAGCGGGCCACGGGUGUCGUCUACAAUAUUACUGGAGGCAAAGACCUAACUCUGCAAGAAGUAAACAGAGUGUCACAGAUCGUGACUAGCCUGGCAGACCCAUCAGCAAAUAUCAUCUUCGGUGCGGUGAUUGACGACAGAUACAGUGGUGAGGUCCACGUGACGAUAAUUGCAACUGGAUUUUCUCAAACAUUUCAGAAGACCCUCCUGAUGGAUCCCAAGUCAUCCAGACAGGAAGCACAGAAUGCUAAAAGAGCUAAGACGCCAGCCUCAGUACCCGAGCCGUCGCCCUUCCCGAGCAGAAGAGCCUUUUUGUGAGCCAAUUAAUGAAUUAGAAGAUAUACUUCUCACAAAAUUGCAUGCAGAUGCCUCACAGAAUAGUUCGAAUAUCCUCAUGAAUCAAAUUCUAGAGAUAGUAAACAAUGUAAAAAAAUCAUGUUUUAUCCCUUUUGCUGAUGGUUAUUUUACAUGCAUUCUAAUAA
Molecule: messenger RNA, 1550 nt
Organism: Magnolia sinica
Lineage: Eukaryota; Viridiplantae; Streptophyta; Magnoliopsida; Magnoliales; Magnoliaceae
Product: cell division protein FtsZ homolog 1, chloroplastic-like
Exons: 7
Coding region: 16-1386 (456 amino acids)
Biological process (GO): chloroplast fission; cell division
Cellular component (GO): chloroplast; cytoplasm; cell division site
Molecular function (GO): GTP binding; GTPase activity
Source: RefSeq, a predicted model, not a curated record